GUGCAUGUCAUGUGGGGUGUUACAAUCAUAAAUCUUUUUUCUGCUUUUAUGGGGCAUUUUUUAGUAAGCUACUUCAAGAUCAAAAAUUAGGCUACCUGCAACCAUUAAGUGCUGCUUAUUUAUUUACCAAUUUCUGCAGACCCUUAGAUUCUUAGAAGUAUGCACUAUACUUGGUACAAUCAGCGUACCUAUAUUCCAUCCACUCAAUCGUCUUCUUAAAAACAAUGAAAUUCCUAUCGUGUUUGUUGUUUGGACGAUUUUCAUUUUGGACCAAUUACAUAGGUUAUAGGUCCCAAAACUAAGGGGACUUGCUCUGACAUGCAAUUUACUCUAUCAUCACCAGUCGUUAAUUGGAAGUUGUCGCAAGAAGUAACUGACUUGCGUAUGAUUUUUAGUGUCAUUAUUAUUGAAAAGUUGAGGCAUUCUUAUUAGUCAUUUCAGAAUAGGUGCAAUACGAGGAUAGAGUAAUUUUAGCAAAAUAUGAAGACACAUUUGCUCCUAUUGUUCGUGGGAGUUGCACACUUCUGUGGCACAGAGGGAAAGCGGAGACGCGUAUUUUUUCGGGAAGUAACACCCACAACAAGCGAUGCCAUAAUAAGGUCACAACGUGGCAUAAUUACAUCCGGUUACGGGAGCAAAGUAAUUGAGCAACAUGCAGCUGCCACACGUGCUUUGGAGGAGGCGACAACGUCCGAACAAGCGACCCAGUUUCUGGCAGAAAAUCUUCAAAAUUCCAUCAAACUACGUCAACAACUUGGAACACAACAGGUCACUUAUACGCCUGGACCCAUUCGAUUAGUGGACCAGUAUGGAAAUGAAGUAAUGCAUGGUCAACAACCAGCUCAAGAAAACAGGGAACUCAUCAGCAGCAGUCAUUCACAACCAGCAGGACCUCCACAAAUAGUUCGCGACCCUGUGACCCCUGGACCACAGAAUGCUUAUCUUCCACCAGCACAGACUCAGCCUCCGCAGCAACCUCAACAACUUUACUACCAGCCACAAUAUCAGUACUUUCACCAGCCUCCAGUACUUCAAUCACCACUUUUGCAGCAGUUCGUAACACCUGAAGGGCAUGUGUUUCAUCAGUUUGUAGAACAACAACCUCAGCAUCAAUCCCCACCACAACAAGUAUAUUAUCAUACUUAUCAACAACCACACCUUGUGACACAACCAGAACCAGUUCAAUAUUACCACCCUCCUCAGACUCCCCACAUAUCCAUCCUGGCACAACCACCAGUGGAAGUGGAUACAGUUGUACAACAACAACCAAUUCUUCCGGUCAAGGAGUUAUCAACCACCAAAGUUGUAAAACAAUCUAUCCUUUCUCCAGCCGUGUUUCAAAAAGAAAUUUUCGCCAUAAAAAAUCCACCAGUAAGUGUUCUCACGUACAGUGACUUGUGCACGGUGUAUCCUUAUCAGAGAAAGUUGUCCGCUUGUGUGUACAAAAAAGCUGCAAUUCCUGAGCUCCACCAUCCAGAUAUCCAAUUGGUUAUCGAGCAAAAGAGUGCCCCUCAAGUGCGAGAAGAAGGUGGUUAUGGAGAGGGUCAACUCAACCCGAGAACACAACCACUUUUAAGGUUAAACGUUCCCAAAAGUGAUUCCACCACGACUAGUUCUACCGUUGGUGGGGAUGCAGGUUCCAUCCAGGAUAUUUUAGGAAGAGGGAAGAAAAAUAGUCUUAGCCCUGUUCCCCCAGUCUCAUCUGAGGAACAAGAUGAUAACGACGAUGAUCCUCACGAUCCGGAAAUUGCAAUUUUGGAAGAAGAAAGUACAAACAUUGCAGAGUCUUCCAACAAAAAAGAGAAACUUGUAAUAAAAACUACUAAACAUUCCCCUCAAACCAGCACUACAACCAGCACGACCACCACUACAACAACUCCCCCAUCGUCCACGACAAGGAAACCGAAAAAGUCUAAACGGAGGUCAAGAAAUAAUAGCAGUAAAAGAAGGAGGGACAGGAAGAACAAGGAGCAGUCCAACAAUAACUCUUCCUCCAUUUCCUCAUCGACAGAUCGCAUGUUCAAACUAGCAUAAACAUUCGGGAUUGAUUCUAUCUGACUAAAAUUCUUAUAAAUCCGUAUUUCAGAAUGUAUUACUUGAGUCCUAUGCAUACAAAUAAAUAUGCUACAAUAUAUAACCAAUAA
Molecule: messenger RNA, 2144 nt
Organism: Folsomia candida
Lineage: Eukaryota; Metazoa; Arthropoda; Collembola; Entomobryomorpha; Isotomidae
Product: altered inheritance of mitochondria protein 3
Exons: 3
Coding region: 481-2034 (517 amino acids)
Source: RefSeq, a predicted model, not a curated record